AUGUCUGGUGGUCUUGAAAGCGCACUGGAAAAUGCAGGUGGUACUGGACACUCCAGCGAAGGUGUCACUGUCAAGACCUUCGUUGCUUCGCUAGCCACUGCCAUCAUUGUCUUUUCAGUUGAAUUCCUCCUGUUCCUUGUUUUGAAAGGGAAACUUACCCGCAUAUAUCAACCACGAACGUAUUUGGUCCCUGAUCGAGAACGCACUGCGCCAUCGCCUCCUGGUCUGUUCCGAUGGAUUGGUCCUGUGUUUCGCACAUCUGAUUCAGAGUUCAUUCGCAAGUGUGGAAUGGAUGCAUAUCUAUUCUUAAGAUACCUGCGUAUGCUUCUCAAGAUCUUUCUACCAUUGGCCAUUCUUGUGCUACCGAUCCUACUUCCACUGAACAAAGUCGGUGGGAAAGACACAAAUUACCAAAAUGGUACCGACACCUCUCCUCGCUGGAAUGUCACCGGGCUAGACCAGCUUGCUUGGGGAAAUGUCUCCCCGGAGCACACGCACCGCUACUGGGCACAUCUGGUGAUCGCUGUCAUUAUUGUCGUAUAUGUCUGCGCUGUAUUCUUCGAUGAACUGCGCGGCUACAUUCGUCUCCGACAAGCAUACUUGACUUCCCCACAACAUCGAUUACGGGCAUCAGCUACGACUGUUCUGGUAACAGCAAUACCACAGAAAUGGCUUAGCCAAGAAGCUUUGCUGUCUCUGUACGACGUAUUCCCCGGUGGGGUUCGCAAUGUGUGGAAUAAUCGAAACUUGGACGAGCUUAACGAGAAGGUGAAGUUGCGAGAUUCAAUUGCCCUGCAGUUAGAAGCAGCAGAGACGGAAUUGAUCAGGAAGUGCAAGAAAGCCCAGUUGAAACAGGCAAGAGACGCGGCUAAAAAGACUGGAAGACAUGGAGAAAUGGACGGCGCUAAAGAGAAAUCGGAUAAUGCGUCUCCGAUGGCCUUGAGCCCGGGAGUCAGUUCUGGGAAUCCGCAUCAGGUCGUCCACACUAUCGAUGAAGCCUUGCACCAACAGACCGAUACGGCCGGCCCAAGCAUUUCCGAUGGUGAUGGACGUCAAAACAAUAGCCAUCGACCUGCUGCAACAAAACUAGGAAAGUCGGUUCUCGGGAGCUUCAAGAAGGUCGAAGGCGGUUUUGAUCAUUUUCUAGCGGGGGCUCGAGGCUUUGUUCCACCAGAAACAACUCCUCCGCUUGGACAAGGUGAUACGGUGGGAGCUGGCAUAGGCCCUGGCUAUAACUUCCACAGGAACGACCUUAGCAGCAGUGAGGAUGCUGGACAUCCACAUCAAACCUCGAAGAAUGAUUCAAUGGGUUUGGGUCUCAGACGGCUUUCUUGGAGGAAUCGGCUUCCAUCCCAGUCGAAGAUUAACACUGAGGUAAACCCCCGGGAGGACGAGUAUCCUUUAACAAGGCUCGAGACCCCUGCCAGUAGACCGACGACACAAGGCUCCGGGGCGUCCAACUUGCGAGAGGAAGAGAAAACUCGCAGCCGAAAGGAAACAGAGAACAACGAUGGAAAAGAAUAUCCCAUUGCAUACAACGAGAAUUUUGACAACGAGGACUUCGGGGAGCCACUUUGGAGGAAGUACAUUAAAGAAAAGGAUCGCGAGACGAUGCGUUUGCCUCUUUUUGGUAUCAGUUGGAUGCCAUCGCUUUGGCUCAUUGGCAAGAAAGUGGACACUAUCGAUCACUGCCGCAAGGAACUGGCCAGACUGAAUCUGGAGAUCGAAAUUGAUCAACAGCACCCCGAGAAAUUCCCGCUGAUGAACUCUGCCUUUAUCCAGUUUAAUAAUCAAGCGGCUGCCCAUAUGGCUUGUCAAGCUGUCAGUCACCACCUCCCAAAGCAGAUGGCCCCUCGCGUAGUGGAGAUAUCCCCUGACGAUGUGAUCUGGGAUAACAUGUCCAUCAAAUGGUGGGAGCGUUAUAUCAGGACAUUCGGUAUCCUUACGCUUGUAUGUGCUAUGGUGGCUGGGUGGGCAUUCCCUGUUGCGUUCACUGGCCUGCUCUCUCAGCUUGCAUAUCUAGAAAAUGCUUUUCACUGGCUGAGGUGGAUAAGCACGCUACCAACAUGGUUCAUUUCCGCUGUCCAGGGUAUUCUGCCAGCCCUUUUCCUCGCCAUUCUUAUGGCCCUGCUACCCUUGAUUCUUCGGUUUCUAUGUAGAGCUCAAGGCGUCCACACGGGCAUGGCGGUCGAAAUUACCGUCCAGAACUAUUACUUUGCCUUCCUCUUUGUCCAGUUGUUUUUAGUCGUUUCGGUUUCGUCCAGUUUCUCGACCAUAAUCGACAAUGCCACAGAUGUCACCAGCUGGGCCUCUGUCUUGGCGCAAAAUAUACCCAAGUCUAGCAAUUACUUCUUCUCCUAUAUGAUUCUCCAGGCAUUAUCAGUGAGUGCUGCCGCGUUAGUGCAGUUAUUCAAUCUAGUCAGCUGGUUUGUGCUUGCACCGUUGCUGGAUACAACUGCAAGGAAGAAAUGGGCGCGAACGAUGAAUUUGAGCCAGAUACAAUGGGGUACCUUCUUCCCAGUCUACACAACCCUAGCAUCGAUAGGGUUGAUCUACUGCGUCAUCGCGCCCUUGAUUUUGGUCUUCAACGUGAUCACAUUUGGCCUUUUCUGGAUUGUCUACCGCUACAACACGCUUUAUGUUACCAAGUUUCGAUUUGACACUGGGGGACUGCUCUUUCCCAAAGCCAUUAAUCAGCUGUUCACAGGGCUCUACGUGAUGGAGCUUUGCUUGAUUGGACUGUUCUUCUUGGUCCGUGAUGUUGACGGCCGUGUUGCAUGUAAGGGCCAGGGAAUUUGCAUGGUUGUUGUCCUCAUCCUCACGAUUACAUACCAAAUUCUCCUUAAUGAGGCUUUUGGUCCUUUGAUUCGGUAUCUACCAAUUACUCUGGAAGACGAUGCUGUUCGACGAGACGAGGAGUUUCAGCGCGCCCAAUGGGAAAGAUUAGGUCUUAUUAACAGCAGCAGAGGAGGACAUGAUUCCACUGAACACCAGAUAACAGAGGUCGAGAGCCGAGAACGACAAGGUGGCCAAACAGCUCAAGCUAUAGAGCUUAAAACCCUCGAAGAUGCCAAUUUAGAGAAGAAGACGCGGUUCCCAGAGCCACAGAUGCCUGCCCCCAGGCGCCAGUCCUGGGCAGAUCGUUCUGUACACCAGCGUUCUAGAUACUUUGGAGGCCACAGAGACGCAACUAUUCCCAGUGUCCGUCAUAUGCAAGAGAAGUUGGCUCAUGAUGCUGAGGCGCAAGGGCCCGCAACUAACACGGUUGGCCGCGCAUUAUUUGCCGGCAUACAUGACGAGCUAGAAGACCUUACCCCAGACGAGCGUGAUCUGCUUGUGCAGCGGGCGUUUCAGCAUGAAGCACUGCGGGCCAAACGACCAGUAAUCUGGAUCCCGCGAGAUGACCUCGGUGUCAGCGACGAUGAGGUGUAUCGGACACAGCGGUUCAGCAAACACAUCUGGAUCAGCAAUGAAUAUCAGGCACUGGACGGCAGGUGUCGUCCGAUCUUCAGUCGCAGUCCUCCAGACUUUUCCGAAAUCGACCUGAUUCAGCUGUAG
This is a messenger RNA of Monascus purpureus, 3558 nucleotides long. The record is from the annotation of a GenBank genome assembly. Lineage: Eukaryota; Fungi; Ascomycota; Eurotiomycetes; Eurotiales; Aspergillaceae.